CCGGGAGCGGCGGGGCCGGGGCCGAGCGGGGCCGGGCAGGACCCUCCGGGGCCCCCCGGGGCCAGCGAGGCGGCGAUGCCGAGCAAGAAGAAGAAAUACAACGCGCGCUUCCCGCCGGCGCGGAUCAAGAAGAUCAUGCAGACGGACGAGGAGAUCGGCAAGGUGGCGGCCGCCGUGCCUGUCAUCAUCUCGCGGGCGCUGGAGCUGUUCCUGGAGUCGCUGCUGCGCAAGGCCUGUCACGUGACCCAGUCCCGCAACGCCAAGACCAUGACGACGUCUCACCUGAAGCAGUGCAUCGAGCUGGAGCAGCAGUUCGACUUCCUCAAGGACCUGGUGGCCACCGUGCCCGACAUGCAGGGGGACGGCGACGACCCCCACGGCGACGGCGAGCGGGGCCCCCGCAGGGGGCGCCGCCCGGGCAGUGGCCGCAAGAAUGGGGGUCCUGGGGCCAAGGGGACCCCGAAACAAUCGGGGACAGACUCGGAGCAGGAGGAGGACUCUGAGGACAGCGACAGCGACGGGGACGAGGAGACGCCGCAGCCCCCCCCGGCCCCGCCCCCACUCACCUUCGCCAGCCCUGGGGUCCCCUUUGCCCCCCUGGGCCCCCCCACCCUCCGGGGGGCUCCCGGGGGGGCUCCCCCCGGCCCCCGGCCCCCCCCGCGCCCGGGAGGAAGAGGAGGAGGAUGAAGAUUACGAUUCCUAGCGACCCCCCCCAUUUUUGCCCAAUUCUCCAGGAUCUCCCCCCAGUCCGGAGGCCGGGCGCCACCUCCCAGUAGGGCCUUACUGGGAGGUGGGCCUGGCACCAGUUUGGGGGGCUGGGGGGGUACUGGGAGCACUGGGACCCCCCCUCCCUGCCCCACUGGUGUCACGAGUUG
This is a messenger RNA of Corvus hawaiiensis (hawaiian crow), 875 nucleotides long. RefSeq names its product DR1 associated protein 1 (gene DRAP1). Gene Ontology annotation, cellular component: nucleus; negative cofactor 2 complex. Gene Ontology annotation, molecular function: transcription corepressor activity; RNA polymerase II general transcription initiation factor activity; core promoter sequence-specific DNA binding. NCBI's taxonomy places the organism in Eukaryota, Metazoa, Chordata, Aves, Passeriformes, Corvidae. The record is from RefSeq and is a predicted model, not a curated record. Gene Ontology annotation, biological process: positive regulation of transcription by RNA polymerase II; negative regulation of transcription by RNA polymerase II; transcription by RNA polymerase II.